CUUUCAAAUGCAGGAAGUUUACAGUUGUUUUCCCGAGCAAUAACUUUAUUGGAUUUUCUAUUACUAAAACGUCGUCAAAAUGGAAGCAGAAAGUUCACAGAGGAAUACCAGCAGGCAAUUAUCUACGUCUUCAGUAGAAGAGAGUGUGCAGAUGAUAAAAUCUGAAAUGAUACCGUGUUUACAGAAUGCUAUGCAAACCCUUCAGAACAUCUGGAGCGAAAUUGGUUUACAAGAAGAUCAGAGAGAGGAGAGAACUAGAUCUGUUUUGUUUCAUUUACGGAAUUUGCUUCAAGAAAUGGUCAGCGAAGAGGAAGAAAUGAAAGCCACUCUUCAAGCAAAUGUGGAAACUUGUACUCAAGAAUUGGAAAAGUUGAGCCAAGAACUUGGAUUACCAGUGGAGAAGCCAGAGAAGCCCAUGAGCAUACUUAUGUUGGAAAAUGACCUGCGCACAAAAGUGGACAACCUGAAACUGGUAUAG
Messenger RNA from Pocillopora verrucosa, 478 nucleotides. Lineage: Eukaryota; Metazoa; Cnidaria; Anthozoa; Scleractinia; Pocilloporidae. The record is from RefSeq and is a predicted model, not a curated record.